AAUGCCGAGAAGGAGAGCAGAGUGCACCAAAGGAAUGGAUGAAGACAUCAAGGAAACAGAGGAGGAAGAGAAAGGUGGAGCGGACCCAGAUGGAGAAAGGGCGAGUUCAGAGGCUGGAGCAAGCGUACCUGCUGCAUCUGGGUUUGGUGGGCUGAGGCUGGAGGGGAUGGUGGGUAUGACUGAAGAAGACUCUGACGGAGAAGGAGACAUCUCACCCACCGGCGAUGGAGUCGGAGACACUGAAGAUAAGGGAGGCUCUGGCCAUGAUGCAGGCGCCGCUGAUAUGGCUGAUAACUGAAUCUUUAUGGACUCGGAAGCUGAAGCAAGUACAAAGAAA
Tarenaya hassleriana is the source of this 337-nucleotide messenger RNA. RefSeq lists its product as uncharacterized. Lineage: Eukaryota; Viridiplantae; Streptophyta; Magnoliopsida; Brassicales; Cleomaceae. The coding region runs from base 2 to 298 and encodes 98 amino acids. The transcript has a single exon. The record is from RefSeq and is a predicted model, not a curated record.